AUGCUGAUUGACCAACACAAACAGUCCAGUGAAAGAGAGAUAGCAGGCCAGACACUUAUCCAACCACAGCAGCAACAGCAGCAGCAAUUUUUGGCUCAUCUUUUUUCUUUUCCCCACUUCUUCAAUCGUUUCCUAUCGCUUGAAUUCAUUUCUCCCUCUCUUUAUAAGACAUGGGUUCUGUUUUCUUUUCUUUCUGUUCAUUCUAGAAAGGAUCUCUUUCUUUGUCGAUCUUUUCAAAAACUAUCUUAUUUCUCACUUCCUUUUUUUUCCAACACUGUUUGUCUUUUUCUUUAUAACUUCCUUCUUAUCUAUAUCCCUCCCACCCUGUUAUUUCAUCCACUUUUCUAUCUUCCUCAACAUUUUUUUAUUCCUUCUCUUUUUUUCUCUAUUUUCUUUUUUUUUUUUAUAAUUCCUUUUUCUUCUUCUUUUCUCUUUUCCUCUUUUGGACCUUUUCCUUCUUUCUUUCCCUUUCUUUUUUCUUUCAAUAGAACACUUCUCAGAGAACUGUUGUUUACUUUUGUCUGGGGGACCAACAGAAGAAGAAAUAGUAGAAGCCAAACAAUAAACUCAUGUCAAAUGCUUUCCCUCUCUUUCUUAAUGAUUCUUUUUCUCUUCAAACAAGUCUUUUCCUCUCUCUCUCUUAAUCAUUCCUUCUUUCUCUCUAUAUAA
Molecule: messenger RNA, 669 nt
Organism: Acanthosepion pharaonis
Lineage: Eukaryota; Metazoa; Mollusca; Cephalopoda; Sepiida; Sepiidae
Source: the annotation of a GenBank genome assembly